Messenger RNA from Tilletiopsis washingtonensis, 4326 nucleotides. RefSeq lists its product as hypothetical. Gene Ontology annotation, molecular function: metal ion binding; ATP-dependent chromatin remodeler activity; ATP binding. Lineage: Eukaryota; Fungi; Basidiomycota; Exobasidiomycetes; Entylomatales. The coding region runs from base 1 to 4326 and encodes 1441 amino acids. The transcript has 23 exons. The record is from RefSeq and is a predicted model, not a curated record.
AUGCCCAAAGCACGCAGCAGCGGCAGCGGCGGCGCGGGCCACGGCCUAGAGAACGCCAUCGAGCUGAGCUCGGGCGACGAGUCGAGCAGCGACGACCAGCCCAUCGUGCUGGCGCCGACGAAGAAACGCGCCUCCAGCGGGAACACCAAGCCGGCCGACCGCCCCGUGCCUCGUCCUGCGGUGCAUGGCUCGGCGAGCGCAAGCAAGAAGCGCAGCGCGGCCGACGUGCCACUGAGCUCCGAGUCUGAGGAUCUGCCUGACCUGCACUUCGGCUCGGGCUUCAGCAGGGCCGCGCCCGUCGCCAAACUGCCGCAGCGCAGCCGCUCCGACGGUCCUCCCAAGAACGUGGCGUCCGGUAGCGUCAAACGCGAGGCAUCAGGCUCCGGCGCUCGUGACAGUGCCGUUCCUGCCCCGCGCCGCGCACCGGUCGUGCACAUGGCCGAGUCCGACGAGGACGUCAAGGUCCACAUCCCGGCAACCCCAGCACAGGCCGAGGGCGCCUACACGCGCUUCGCAACGCUGAGAGCAGCCGUGCGUGUCGACGAUGCGGUGCAGGCGCUCGACGCCCGCGGUAAGGAGGUCAAGAUCAACGUCGCGGGCUCGAUGCUCGUCGUGACGCUGGCCGAUGACGAUGCCUUUCUCGGCGAGAUCCAAUGCCGCGCUCUGCUGCCCUUCUUCAACGGCUUGUACCCCGUGCAGCACCGCGCGUUCCUGCUGGCGCCGGCAAUCGCAGCGCGCUCGCACAACGUGGCCUUCGACCUCAGUGCGCUCACCAAGCUGACGGAGACGUACCGUCGCAAGAUCAAGAAUGUCGUCUUCAACGACGGCGGCAACGUCACGUUCCUCUCGCGCAAGGGCGCCGGCAAGGACGCGGCAGACUACGGCGCCGAGAUGCGCGCCGUCGUGGCUGCUGAACCUCGCGAGACGCUGAAGGGUGUAGGAAAGGAAGAGAGGGCACGCAUCGCCCAAGCUCGUCUUGAAGAGGCCAUUGCCGAGCGGCGCAAGCGUCGCGCUGACGCACAGGCCGCGGCCGCGGCGCAGGCCCAGCCUGUCGCCGGUCCCAGCGGAGUCAAGCACGAGGGCGACGUCAAGCCCGAAGUGCCCGCCGUCGUCGCGGCUGCCGAGCAAGCGGCCGCAGGUGCACCCGCAGCGGUGCCUGGCGCACUGCCCGCACUGCCGCCUGCACGCCUGGCUCGCCAGGUUUUCAUUGACGGGGAGUUGGUUGAGAUCGAGGGCGACGACCCGGCGGGCGCGCUCUUCAAUGGCCUCGCGCCGCCCGCGCCGGGCUCGGAGAUGGCCGACAUGCUGCGCAACAUGGCGCAGGGAGAGUACCACGGCAACGACGCGCUGGGCGCGCUGUACGAUGAGAAGGCCUCGUUCGACGUCGCGCAUCUGCCCAAGUACGCCGACACCGACGCACUGAGAGCGCGCGGCCUCAAGACGUCGCUGUACCCGCACCAGCUGCAGGGCCUGCGCUGGAUGAUCGAGGCGGAACACCGUACGCUGCCUCAGGAGCCCGACGACGAGCCCGUGAUGCUAUACGUGGCGCGCAAGGAUGCCCGUGGCGGCCGCUACUGGUACCACAUGGGCUUGCGCGAGUCCACGCGCCGUCCGCCGCCCCUGCCGCGCGGCGGCAUCCUCUCCGACGGCAUGGGCCUGGGCAAGACGCUGCAGGUCGUUGCCCUGAUCAUCAGCGACUGCGAUGACCCCAGCGCUGCACGCGGCGCCGACGUCAAGCCCGACGCAGACAUGAAGAACGGCCACAGCGAUACGGAGGACGACGGCCCGGCGCCGAAGAAGCGCGCUGCCCUUAAGGGCAAGGGCAAGGCGAAGGCGGCCUCCAGCGUGAAGAAGGAGGCGGGCGGCCGCGCAGCAAAGGGCAAGGCGCGCAGCAGCUUUGUCAAGAAGGAGUCGCGCCGCUCGCGCUCGGAGUCUGCCGACUCGGACUCGUACACCGAGUCGGGCUCGGAGUCGGACGAGCUGCUCUCGAGCGAGGACGACACGGGCAUCCCUGACGACGACCCGGAAGCGCCCUACACGCACACGAACCUCAUCGUCAUGCCACUCUCGAUUCUCACGCAGUGGAAGGACCAGAUUGCGAUUCACACGUCCGGCGUGCGCGUGCUCGUCUACCACGGAGCCGACGUGGUCAAGAAGUACAAGACGUUCAAGAACUACGACAUCGUCCUCACGACGUUCGACACGCUCAAGAACCAGCACCGCGUGCUGGCCGAGAAGCGCGAUCUGGAGCGGCGCAAGGAACUCUACGAGGCAGCCAUGCUCGAGCUCCAGGAGGAGAGAGAAAAAGUAGAGGCACGGCGGCCCCAGGCCGUCACGCCGGGUCUGCUCGCCAGCGUUGAUGCAGAUCUCGAGAUCAUCGAGGAACGUAUGAAGGAGGAGAAGCGCCUCCUCAAGCACGGCCCGAACCCCAAGAAGAAGGGCAAGCCCGGCCGUCCCAGUAAGAAGGCCAAGAAGAGCGCCAAGGGCAAGGGCCGUGCGUACGACACGGACAGCGACUUUGGCAACAGCGAGGAGGACGACUACAUGACGGACGAGAGCUUCAUCGUCUACAAGCGCAAGGACAACUACAAGAAGAGCGACUGGGUCGGCCCGCUCUUCACGACGCGCUUCCGCCGCUGUGUCCUGGACGAGGCGCACAUCGCGCGCAACUCCAAGACUGGCAUCUACCAGUCGAUCCUCGACGUGCAGGCACAGCGCAAGUGGUCGCUCACCGGCACGCCCAUCGUCAACGGCACCAAGGACCUCGGCUCGCUGGUCGCCUGGCACGGCCUCGAGCCGUUCGCCAGCGACGCCAAGAUGUGGACGAAGCUCAUCGAGACGCCGCUCAAGAAGAACGCGCGCAUGGGCGGCACCCUGCUCAAGGCCGUCGUCCGCGCGCUGAUCCUGCGCCGCGUCAAGUCGAUGACGGACGACAAUGGCAGGCCGCUUGUGCCCCUGCCGCCUAUCACUGUGUACGAGCACACGGUGCCGCUGCGUCCGGACGACCGCGUGUACUACGACAAGUGCGAGGAGGCGCUCAAGGGCCACGUCGAGGCGCUCAUCGAGACUGGCGAGCUGGCUCGCAUGAGAUCGUUCGUCCUGGUGUUUCUCGUGCGCCUGCGCCAGCUGGCUUGCCACCGCGGACUCGUCAGCCCGAAUCUGCUGGAGGAGCUGAAGUCGGCGAAGUGGACCACUGGCGAGAAGGACGGCGAUGCUCCCGCGACGCUCGACCAGGCGACCAUCGAGAUGCUGCAGGAGCAGCUCGCGGCCGUCGUCGCGCUCAACGAGGACUGCCCGAUCUGCUUCACGGCCCUCGCCGAGAAGACGCCGGUCAUCACGACGUGUCGCCAUGCCUACUGCCGCGAGUGUAUUGAAACGGUCAUGAACUCGCCGGGUCCGCUGUGCCCGCUCGACCGCCGUCCGCUGCCGAAGGGCUCGCUGCUCAUCGAGCUGCCCGUGUCACGCGCCAGCUCCGAGGACACCGCCGACAGCGACGCCGAGGACUGGACGAUGGAGCGUGGCAGUGCCAAGCUCGACGAGAUCACCCGCAUCAUCCUCGGUCUUGAGGCCCAGGACCCGACCGAGAAGGUCGUCGUCUUCUCGAACUUCAAGAAGCAUCUCGACAUUGUCGCCAAGCGCCUCGAAUUGGAGAGCGUGCCGUACUGCCGUCUCGACGGCAGCAUGAACAAGGAGCGCCGCGAGCGCUCGAUCGCCUCGUUCAACCGACCGAUCGACCCGGAGGACCUGCCCGACCUCAAGCCCGUCGUCGGCGGCACGCGCAUGAGGUCCGGCGGCCCCACUCCCUCGGUGCUGUCCCUGCUGAACAACCUCGACUCCACUCGCCGCGACGCCGGCUACGCGGUCAAGAAGAAAACGAAGGCGCAGCUCAGCAAGCGCGAGCAGGCGGCGCAGGAUGAGCGCGAGGGCAUUGGCCGCACCAUCCCGCGCGUCUUUCUCAUCACCAUCGGCGCCGGCUCGCUCGGCCUCAACCUCACGGCUGCCUCGACGUGCAUCAUCAUCGACCCCUGGUGGCAGAGCGCCAUCAGCGACCAGGCGACGGACCGCAUCCACCGCAUGGGCCAGACGCGCGACUGCAAGGUCUUCCAUUUUGUCUCGGAAGGAACGAUUGAGAAUCGCAUGCAGGAGAUCCAGAAGUCCAAGGAGGCGCUCACAAUGAAGGCCUUUGAGGGCGUCACGUCGCACGGCAAGCGCAUCGCCGCAGCGCGCGACCGCCGCACAACGGGCCUCGGCGACCUGGCCGCGCUGCUGAACCUCAGUCCCGAGCUCGUGCGCCGCGCCGAGCGCCUGGCUGCCGAGCGCGCCUAG